This is a messenger RNA of Aphidius gifuensis, 1520 nucleotides long. RefSeq lists its product as uncharacterized. The transcript is spliced from 5 exons. The coding region runs from base 225 to 1520 and encodes 431 amino acids. Gene Ontology annotation, molecular function: protein binding. Lineage: Eukaryota; Metazoa; Arthropoda; Insecta; Hymenoptera; Braconidae. The record is from RefSeq and is a predicted model, not a curated record.
UUGAAAACCAACGAGACAAAUUAUGAUACUGCUGGCAAUUACUUGGACCAACAUCAUUGGACUAAAUAUGUUUUCAAUUCUCUGGGAAAAUCUACAAUUUCAACAAUCAAAACGCAUUCGACUGGAAAAUUAUAUUCUUGAUUGCCAGUUGUCUACAAAGGUCCACGUUUGUUUGACCUCGUCAAAAAUAAAAACUUAAUCUUGUAACUGCAUAUUCUUUUACGAUGGAUAAAGAAAAGUGUAAUAGUGAAUCAUCAACUAAUCAAGUACCUGAAAAAAAUGAUAUUGAUGACAAAUUAUCAGAACCAGUUGUUGAAUCAAUAUCAUUGCAAGUAUCAAAUAAUGAAUCAAAAAGUGUUGAAUUAUUAAAUAAAUCAGAUUCACCUGAUGACUCUUUGCCAAAGCAAUUAUCAUCUGAUAAAAUGAUUCCAGCUUAUGCCGAACCAGGCUCAUCAAAAUCAUUUGAUAUAAAAGAAAAAAAAUUUUUGGCUAAUGCUGGUAAAUUAAGUACAAAUGUUGAUGAGAGAAAACGUUCUUCCGAAAUUGCUAAUGACUCACCAUUAAAAAAGUCAUCUACUCGUCCUUUAACUGAAAAUAAUUAUGCUCUAGAAAAUAUUAGGAAAAUAUCACCGCCUACUUUUGAUGAUUUGAUGUCUGCUUCUACAAGUGUCGACUCACCCAGUUCACCAGAUCUAUCAAGAAGUAAUGAUUCUGCAAACUAUUAUAGUAAUCUACUUCAACAAUGUCUAUUGGAGUACCAAAAUAAUAUGCUUAAAGAAUCAGCAAAAGAAUUUCGUGAAUGUCUUGGUUUAUUUGUACCAAAAACUCAUCAAUUUAUGUACGUGAAAACAAAUAUCAUACCACUUUUGAUUGGACGUCAUCAGGAAAUUAAACCAACAGAACUCACUUCACAAUAUGCUAAAGAUCUAGAAAAUAUCAUUUACAAUUUGAUUGAUGAUAAAUACCAAACAGUUCGACAAUGUAUUACUGAUAUUAAUAAAUUAUUUAUGCAUAUUUAUUUGCAACAGUUCCAAGAUGAUCCAUCAAACUCAUGGUUGAAUGAAAUAAAGAUUACACAACAAUACUUUCAUGAAUUAGUUGCUAAUAUAAAUUGGGAAAGCAGAGAGGAACCUAAUGAAUCAAAAUAUCAUCCAAUUUCAAAACUUACUGGAUCAGGAAAGAUGACAAGUCAAUUUACUUAUCUUCUAGAUGUAUUGCAGAGUUUACAAGAACACGAAUAUGGAUAUCUUUUAAAACAAGAAAAUAAUAAUGAUAUGACAGAAAUUGCUGGAACAUCGAGCUCAGAUGUAUCAACAAUUACAGUUAUUACUUUGGAGAUCAUUCGAGAUCGUUUGUUAAAUACAUUAUACGAUAGUGUUGAACAAUGUAUCCAAGAUAUUGAUGAACUUUUUAUAGAUUCUUAUAUAUUUAAAUUGAUGGGAUCUGACUACAUUCCAAUGACUCAUGUUCUCUAUGUUUUUUUUCGUGAACAGAUUAUCGAUAUGCCAGUAGGCUUCUGA